AUGAGUACAUCUGUUGGUUACGAAGGGGCAGAUUGCCGGUGCCUCAGUUUCAAACGUUAUGAUCCGCUACCAGAAAAUGGGAAGCGUAAUAGAUUGGCGAAUAAUGAAGUCGAUGACAUUUUGGUGAAAGGAAUGAAACAUCUCAGUUUUGACGAGCUUCAGCGUGAGCAAGAGGAACUACAUGGAGUCUCUGAGAAUAUCUCCGAAAAUUCAGAAGAAAUCAAGCGUAUGCUCACUGAGCUAGACGACCAUUUGCAAUAUCUGAAGCCAGGGACUGCUUACGAAUCGGCAGAAACCAUGAACCAAGAGUACGUCCGCAAUGAUUCCAUCCGAAUGACCUUCUUAAGAGGAAGACGCUACGAUCCCAAGGCAUCAGCAGAUAAUAUGAUUAGAUACUUCGAUAUGAAGUCGAAGCUUUUUGGAACAGACAAGCUCACCAAGGACAUUACACUUCAUGAUUUGGACGAGGAUGACACUGAGUGCUUGCUUAAUGGAAGCUAUCAGCUUUCUCGACUCAAAGACAGUUCUAAUCGGACUUUGCUUCUACAAUUCCCAGGCCUGAGGUCUUACAAAACAUUGACCAAUGAACUGAGGGCUAGGUUCUAUUUCCACUUCAAAAUGAUCGAAUCGCUUGGUAACGACACUCGUGGAAUAGUCGUAGUCAGCUAUAGUGUGGGAAGGUUUCGAGAUUCCAUGGGCGGAGCAGGAAUGCUCGAGAACACAAGGAUGGGCAUGUCUAUGCCCUUUCAUGUUGCAGGAAUUCACAUUUGCAUGGAUGGUGAUGGAAAAGAGGCCUUGGUAGCCAAGGCGGCGAUUGCAGUGUGUAGUGCACAAAUGAAAGCCAAACUAAAGUUACACACAGGCUCACAUCAAGAAUGCCAAUACUUGUUGUCAACCUUCGGCAUUCCACGAGCUGCGUUUCCAAUAUCGUCGCUCAGCAACGAUGGUAUUUUGGAAAACCAGAUGUCUUGGUUCCGGAAAUGCCUUCGUUCGGAGCGUGGACCUCAAGGUGAAGAGGAUUCCAGCUAUGAGGUACCGCCAAACGAAAAUGAUGUUUUGUUUCUAGGCAGAACAGUCAACAAUGGUGGGAACGAGCGUCUUCGAACUCUAGUGGCACAUCACGCUGAGACAUACAAAAAUGGUAGCUCAAAAGACAAGCGCAAUGCAGUCAGUCUCAUUAUGGAAUCGAUACGAUGGAAUGGUGGUAGGUUUCUGAAGCCCAGUGAAAGUGGCCUGGAUUGGCAAGAGGUUCCCCUGUCAGAAGUCCGCCUCAAGUUAACACAAAUGUUCAGGAAUCAAAACCGUCCACGUGUAUCAAUUCAAAGGGGUAUUGCUAGAGAUUUCACUGAACAUCAGACAGGUCCGAUAGUAGAGACCAUUUCUGAUGACGAUGUUGUAUUGGGACGAAAGUAUACCUACCCGGGAAAUAAAAAACUUCGUCAACUCGUGGAAAAUAUGGCUGAAGAAUACAAUGCCUCAAACAGAGGUAGGAAGAAAGAAAUCUCUGAUAUCCUGGUGGGAACAGUAAAGAGCAAUGGGGGUAGAUUCUUGAAACAUAUCGACAAUGCAAGAUGGAUAGAGGUCUCGGACAAAGUUGCCGAGGUGAAGGUGUCUUCACACUUUCGUAACUUUCGAAGGAAGGCAACUGGGGAGUAG
Molecule: messenger RNA, 1656 nt
Organism: Cylindrotheca closterium
Lineage: Eukaryota; Bacillariophyta; Bacillariophyceae; Bacillariales; Bacillariaceae
Source: the annotation of a GenBank genome assembly